Molecule: messenger RNA, 3063 nt
Organism: Salvelinus sp. IW2-2015
Lineage: Eukaryota; Metazoa; Chordata; Actinopteri; Salmoniformes; Salmonidae
Product: podocalyxin
Biological process (GO): positive regulation of cell-cell adhesion mediated by integrin; cell migration; regulation of microvillus assembly
Cellular component (GO): apical plasma membrane; microvillus membrane
Source: RefSeq, a predicted model, not a curated record
AGUAACAGCUGAACACUUGUAAAGAAGACUGGGGUCUGGACUGGCCACGGGGCUUGCGCUUUGAAAGCACAAUACGUCUUCAAGCCACUCCGGGAGAGGGAGCCAGCAACAACAACACAAUCAGCGCAGCCAAGGAGACCGGAGAAAAACUUUCCCCCAAAUUCCCGACUCAGAGAGGGGGAGAAAAGAAGGGGAGAAGCGCCAAACAAAAGCAUUCUUGGCUUUCAGCAAAACAAUAACUUUGCGAAAAUAAUUUACUUCAAAUACAAAUUCAAUGAGAUAGGCGUAACGGAACGCGUCUCCAGCAAUAAUCCGCUACUUUUAUUCAACAUUCUGAUUCUGAAUACUUAAAACCACGGAUUGAGUGCUGCAGCAACACUGAAUGAAACAAAGUUUCGUAAAAAACAGAAUGGAAACGAAAAUGCGAAUCACGUGGGCACUUCUUCCACUUGGUUUUCUACUUCACUGUACUCAUGCUGAUCCAACACAAACACCCUCUAUUUCUUCAACUCCCAUGGUGCACACCAGCUUCCCAACAGUCGCAUACAAUAACGACAACGUGAACAACACUGUUUCUGAUCCAGCCACCAACACCACACAAAAUAUCAGCGCCACCCAUGCAGUAACCACCCCCAGUCUAAUCAGUAGCACCGGGACUGCACCAGCCCCGCUUACCGCUGGGAGGUCCAGUGGUAAUGUGGUGUCCACCACCAUGACUACUGCUGGACUGGACUCCACUAGCUCCUCAGGAAUCCCCACCCAGACCACCGCGCAAUUCACUAGCUCCUCACGAACCCCCACCCAGACCACCGCGCAAUUCACUAGCUCCUCACGAACCCCCACCCAAGACCCACCGCGCAAUUCACUAGCUCCUCACGAACCCCCACCCAGACCACGCGCAAUUCACUAGCUCCUCACGAAACCCCCACCCAGAACCACCGCAACUCACUAGCUCCUCACGAACCCCCACCCAGACCACCGCGCAACUCACUAGCUCCUCACGAACCCCCACCCAGACCACCUCGCAAUUCACUAGCUCCUCAGGAACCCACACUCAGACCACCGCGCAACUCACUAGCUCCUCACGAACCCACACUCAGACCACCCAGCCCCCCACUAGCUCCUCAGGAACCCACACUCAGACCCCCCCGCACUCCACUGCAGUCACAGAGGUGGAUGGGAGACAUAUUCCAAACCUUACAAUCCCAUGGUCAAGGUCGUCCUCUCCAUCCCAGCAACCUUUCACAUCCAGCCCUGUGGGUUCAGGAAGCGGUUUUGCUAUCACCACAACCCGUGCACAGGGAGGGAUGGUGUUAACAACCACGGCUGAGACUACAACCACGACGACCACUACCACAAGUCCUCCCAAGAGCUUUAUGUUUGUCAUGUCCACAGGAAAUGAAGAGAAUCAUGAGAGGAAGGACCUGGAGAAGCUGUGUCGAAAGCUGAUGUCUCAGAUGCAUGACGCUAACUGCACUCUGACUGGGAGAGAGAACGGACACACUACCUUUGACAGCGUGGUAAUUACCGGCAAAGUGGACAACGCUGUCGUCCAGCAAUACUAUGAGGAAAUCACCAGAAAACCAAGUGACAACAUGACACUGAUUGCCAUUUUGGCGUCCUGCGGAGCUCUGCUGGCCAUGAUUGUAGGCUUCGCCCUCUACGCCGCAUACCACCGCAAGUCCUAUUGGAAGAACCACCAACAACACCUGACAGAGGAGAUGCAGACGGUGGAGAACGGUUACCAUGACAACCCCACGUUGGAGGUGAUGGAGGUGCAGCCGGAGAUGCAGGAGAAGAAGGUGGCCCUGAACGGAGACUUCAACGACAGCUGGAUUGUUCCCAUCGACAACCUGCUCAAAGAGGACAUGCCAGAUGAGGAGGACACUCACCUGUAGAGGGGGACUGGAACAGACAGGGGUGCUACUAUAAUCCCUCGACCAACUGACUCUCCCUUCCCUGCACCGUUACAAGGGCCCUGUUUAGUAGAGGGUUCUAGCUCCAAAGGUUUCAGGUAGAAAUGUAUUCUAUAUAGAAUGUAUACAACCUUAAAUAAUGGGAUUUGAGAAAUCGCACAAUUGUGAGUUCAAUGCAAUGCAUUUCUAUCCGCAACACUUUUAAUGUUCCUCCCCAUUGAAGCAGACCCAAGGCAACAACACACAGACACCACCUGACAAAUCUGAAAAAAAUAACACCCAGAGGAUGACAGGUUCUGGAAACCCACCGGGCCUAAACGGGUGUCUGAGUCCCAUCGCUGUGGCCAUGGAAAAGUAACAGGGCAUUUGGUGGAUACUACACCAAUCAACAUUGUGCCUAGUUUUAGGAGAUAUUAAAUAAAUAUUUGGGAAAUGUAACUCUCAAGCAUACACAAUCCCAUUUUAAGCACCAUUGAGUGUUUAAAGGUACUUGAUGUACCUCUACAUAGUUAUUGAUUUAAUUGGGAAAACCAAACACUCAAACCACCAAUAUUUCAGGGUGGAGUUUAUGAACUAAAAUCUGCAUGUUCUUUAUGCUGUAAUCAAUGUAAUCGACAAAAGUGCAUUGAAUUGAGCACCUGUACAUAGUAUUUUCUUAUAUUUUCAGAGAAAAUGGAAGCAGAAACUUUGUAAUACUGUAACACUACUUGCCUUUAUGGUUACAUCUCAAUAGUAUUGAUUUAGAGAAAAUGACCUCAGGAUAAAGUGAAAUAAUCAUCCUGGUGAAUGAAUUAAACUACUAGUGAAUCUCAGCUCUGACGACCUGGCAGUGGCUGCUGUAUAGAAGCCAUAUACUGGUGAAACAACGGGGUCCCUGGAGACACUGCUGGGACAGGAGCUUCUACAGAUAAAGGGGAAAAACACUAAAUAGUCAUUUGAAAGUUCUAAAGAAUUUUACCUAGAGCCUGUUUCCUGGACAUAGAUAAAGCCUAGCCUUGGACUUAAGAGCCCUUUCAACUAUGCUUUUUAGUCUAGGACUGGGGUUACUCUAUCAGGGAAGCUGGACCCUAAAGAUACAGUUGAAGUCGGAAGUUUACAUACACUUAGGUUGGAGUCAUUAAAACUCAUUUUUCAACCACUCCACACA